AUGACAUUGGGCCCCGUGGACAUCCUUGUGAACUGCGCCGGCAUCAUGUACUAUACACUGAUGACCAAGCUGAAUUUGGAUCAGUGGGACACACAGAUAGACGUCAACUGUAAAGGAGUGACCAACUGUAUUGGUAGUGUCCUCGAUGGGAUGGUGAAGAGAAGGAAAGGUCACAUCAUCAACAUCUCGUCGGAUGCUGGCAGGAAGGGAUUUCCAGGCCUGGCUGUCUAUUCAGGCACCAAGUUCUUCGUGGAAGGAAUGUCCCAGGCCUUGCGUCAUGAGGUCAAGGGGUUAGGGGUCAAGGUCACAUGUAUCCAGCCAGGAGACGUAAAGACAGAACUUCAAGGUCACACAACUGAUGCUGAGGCAAAGUCCCUGUAUGACAUGAGUGAGACGUGUAAAGUCCUGGAGCCAGAGGAUGUCGCCCGUGCCGUUGUUUACGCAGCCUCACAGCCUGAAUAUGUUGGCAUCAAUGAAAUCCUUGUGGAAUGUCGAGAGGGCUGCAUAUGA
Messenger RNA from Haliotis rubra (blacklip abalone), 510 nucleotides. RefSeq lists its product as uncharacterized. The transcript has 4 exons. Gene Ontology annotation, molecular function: oxidoreductase activity. Bases 1 to 510 code for a protein of 169 amino acids. NCBI's taxonomy places the organism in Eukaryota, Metazoa, Mollusca, Gastropoda, Lepetellida, Haliotidae. Gene Ontology annotation, cellular component: endoplasmic reticulum. The record is from RefSeq and is a predicted model, not a curated record. Gene Ontology annotation, biological process: fatty acid elongation.